AUUUGUUCGUCAAAAGGAACUGUUGCACAGCAUGGCAUGUGGGUUCUGGAGGAGGUGAAACAGUGUAUGCAGCUGAUCACAUAGGAACUGAAUUGGGAAACACCGCAGCGGCUGCAGUGAGCUGGGAAUCAGAUGGUUACCUGGCUCUUUGGCUCCCAGGAAGACUCCACAUGUUCUGAGAAUCUGGUAUCCCCUCUUAGAUGACUGUCGACAACAGCAUGAGCAGUGGUUAUUGUAGCUUGGAUGAGGACACCGAUGACUAUUUUUUCACAGCUAGGACCACUUUGUCCAGGAAUCCUCAGAGCAAAUGUGCUGCAAAGAAUGCAGCAAAAACAGUGGAAGAAGAAAAGCUCAGAGCUCCAACCAUCCAAGAGCUGAAACAGAAGAUUGACAAUUACAAUUCAAAAGUCAACAACUGCUUGCUGAUGAAGAUGAAUGAUGAUGGCACUUACACAGGCUUCAUCAAAGUGCACCUCAAACUGCGCCGGCCUGUGACAGUCCCAGCAGGCAUCAGGCCGCAGUCCAUCUAUGAUGCCCUCAAAGAGGUCAAUGUAGCCAACAUGACAGAAAAGAGAACGUCCUUCUACUUGCCACUGGAUGCCAUCAAGCAGCUGCACAUCAGCAGCACUACCACUGUCAGUGAGGUGAUCCAGGGACUUCUGAAGAAAUUCAUGGUGGUGGACAACCCACAGAAAUUUGCACUUUUCAAGCAGAUGCAGAAAGAUGGCCAAGUUCUUUCCCAGAAACUCUCGGUAACAGAGUAUCCUUUAUACCUCCGACUUGUAGCCGGUCCCGACACAGACGUUCUCAGCUUUGUGUUGAAAGAAAAUGAAACCGGGGAAGUUGAGUGGGAUGCCUUCUCUAUUCCAGAGCUACAAAACUUCCUAGUAAUACUUGAGAGGGAAGAAAAGGACAAAAUCCAGCAAGUGCAAAACAAGUAUAACAGGUUUAAACAAAGACUACAGGAGGCCUUGAAAGAAGCCAAUGAGAAGCCUGGAUAACAAAACCUGGAAGUGUGGCUAGCAAUGAACUUAAAGUAAAAGUUAUAAUUAUUUUAAAAAUGUUAAAAAUCAAGACUUUUCCUCAGGACACUUUCAGUUGGUUGCUAAGACAUGAUCAGAGCUGGUAACUAUAGAAUGGAAAUUGAUGUUUCAAAUUCACCGGCCCUCAGAAAACCAAAAAAGAAUGCUGCUUCUCCUUCAACCAUAGUCAUACUUAAUGGCAUAACCAGGAAACUUUGCAGCAAGUGCUGAAUGUCCAAGGAAUUGGGUUGCUUGCACUGUAAAUGCUGAAGGCCAGACUGAACUUGCUAGCUUUCUUCUCCUUCUCAACGCCAAUACCUUGGCUGCUGGAUUUGUGUAUAUGUGGCAGAAGUGCAAUGAAUGUGCUCUCUGUGGUCAUUUCAUCACAUGCAGAAUGUGGUAUCAGAAGCUCUGCAUUAGCAAUGGACUCUUAUUGCUCUGGUGUGCGUGUGGGCACAUGUGGGGGAUGCCAAACAGUGGUUGCACAGUAUGAAGAGAGUUAGCUAAAAAGAUAUCACACAGGCUAGAGAAGUGGUCUUGAUGAGCUUUAGAGUAUUGUUGGCCUUGAGCAAGAGUUUAUAAUUUCUCAGGGGGAAAAGUCAGCUGCUUUUAUUUUAUUUUAUAGGCAACUCAGGAGGGCUGUUUUCUUGGUUAAGCCCUCAGCCUAAUAUUUUAAGCUUAACCUCAGUACUGCCAACUUAGUUCCUUCUUACCCUGUAGGAACUGGGACCACUGUGAGGAAUCUGACAAUGAGGUGAUUUCAGCACUCAGUGCUUAGCACCAGUCUUCUAGUAGAAAAACUAUGUCAGGAACCGGAGGAGGAGGGGAUCCAGUUAGCAGAACACGGGCAGUGGGAGACUGGUGGCUGCCUGCUCAUCAGGUCCCCAUUCCCUGCAGCUGGCUUUUCGAUUGCAGGCAACUCAACCUGAUGAUGGUGGUACAUGUUUCAUCCAACUAGUUCUGUUCUAGUACGGCAAAGGUAAAGAUCUCACCCAAUUUAACAGGACCUGUAGAAUUUAGUCACUCCUGAUUAAUUUAGUCACUCCUGAACGACUUGCAUGUGGUGCCAUUCAGCUGUCAUGCUUUCUCCUGUGUUAUGAGGCUCUUCUGUGCAAUAUUGGGAAAUUUUAAAAAAAUGAGACAAUAAACGAGCUAUUAUGAGAAAGGUGCUAAGUGUCAAACAAUGCAGAUAAAGCUACUUCGAAUGAUUCCUGCUUACAGCUCUCUUUAUCUUGGAUGUGUGAGCAGACUAAGCUGCCCUUCUGACACAGCUGGAGCACUGCAGCAGUCACUCAUCUAUGAGGCCGUCCCGUGGGGGUGGAGCUCUGCAGCUAAGUGAUAGAGUUACUGGGCCUGGGUGUGUGUGUGUGUGAUUCAGUGCGGCAGAUCCACACGAUUCAGUCAUUUUGGCACAGCUUGAUGGGAUCACCUCCUGGAAAAGCGGCUCCCACAUACCUGUCUGGGGAAGGUGAUAUGGGGCCUGACAUGUACCCUUGCCUGUUCUGAUCCCAAAAGGAUUGAAGUACCAGGCCUCCAGUAAGGCUGAGAAGAACUGCUGUCACAGCACGAAGAAGGCAGGGGACACAAAGAAGCACAUGCAAACACCAUGCCCUGAAUAUAAAGUAUUCAGAAGUUUCAUAAGCACUGUAGAAACGGUUGGUGUAGUCCACUGAGGAAGGACUCCUGCCAAAUUGUGGCACCAGUGAGAACAAGAGAUAUUGUUAUUGUUUCUAAUAACGAAGGACAGUUUUGUAAGUCAUGACAUUUGCCCUCAGAAUGGUAAGUAUUCCUUUAAAAAAAAACAACACAGCUUUUUGGAGCCUGGCAUGCUCCUGUUCCCUUUAGCAUGUCUUGAAUAUUUUCCUAGAAGGCAUGGCUUCUUAUGCAAUUUAUGUGAAUGCUGCUGACUAAGCCUCCUGCAAAACAGGAGGGUUUUUUUGUUUUGUUUUUUAAAGAUGAUAUAUAGUUAUGGGGCACAAAGAGGAAACAAAAUUAGUGAUGCCCCCGUUGCAAGAGAAAGCAGAGCCACUGGAGCUGUGGCAGAGCAGACGCCUUAGGGAUGCAUUAGGCUAGACCCCCACCUUAAGAAGCGCAGACUACUGCUGGCAGUGCCUUUGUUAGUAUAUUGUGUUGCCUGCAUAUGUACAUGUGUAAUUCCCCACCCCUUCUCUUUAAUGGUCAAAUGUAAAAGAUGUAAAAUCUGUAUAGAACAGAAUUAGUGAAAGCUUAUGUGGUAAAUACAUUUUUGCAAUGCUGUAAUUUAUUUUUACUACUGGUUUAAUCCUAUGACAUUAAAAAGUCACCUUCCAGCUUUUUUUUUUUUAAAGCUCCUAAGCAAUUUGUUCAUGUGACACAAACUGUAAGAAGCUAUUAAAAAUAAA
Messenger RNA from Gekko japonicus, 3403 nucleotides. It is a transcript of the gene RASSF5, whose product is annotated as Ras association (RalGDS/AF-6) domain family member 5. Gene Ontology annotation, cellular component: nucleus. The record is from RefSeq and is a predicted model, not a curated record. Bases 201 to 1001 code for a protein of 266 amino acids. Gene Ontology annotation, biological process: signal transduction. NCBI's taxonomy places the organism in Eukaryota, Metazoa, Chordata, Lepidosauria, Squamata, Gekkonidae. The transcript is spliced from 6 exons.